Synchytrium microbalum is the source of this 1173-nucleotide messenger RNA. RefSeq lists its product as uncharacterized. Gene Ontology annotation, biological process: ribosomal large subunit assembly; translation. The transcript is spliced from 5 exons. Gene Ontology annotation, molecular function: RNA binding; structural constituent of ribosome. The coding region runs from base 1 to 1173 and encodes 390 amino acids. Gene Ontology annotation, cellular component: cytosolic large ribosomal subunit; ribosome. The record is from RefSeq and is a predicted model, not a curated record. NCBI's taxonomy places the organism in Eukaryota, Fungi, Chytridiomycota, Chytridiomycetes, Synchytriales, Synchytriaceae.
AUGUCUCACUGUAAAUUCGAACAUCCACGUCACGGAUCCCUUGGAUUCCUCCCACGAAAGAGAGCACGAAGAGUCAGAGGCAAAGUCAAGUCCUUCCCUAAAGACGAUGCAUCCAAACCAGUCCACAUCACUGCAUUCAUGGGUUACAAGGCUGGUAUGACUCAUAUCGUCAGAGAAAUGGAUCGUCCUGGUUCAAAGAUGCACAAGAAGGAAGUCGUUGAAGCCGUAACCAUCAUUGAAUGUCCACCUAUGGUGAUUGUCGGUGUUGUCGGAUACGUUGCAACCCCACGUGGAUUACGAUCUCUCGUCACUGUAUGGGCUGAGCACUUGUCUGAUGAAGUCAAGCGUCGCUUCUACAAGAACUGGUACCACUCAAAGAAGAAGGCUUUUACCAACUAUGCAUUGAAGUAUGCCAAGGAUAAUGGUAAACCUAUUGCUGAGCAAUUGGAACGUAUCAAAAAGUAUUGCCAGGUUGUACGUGUUAUUGCCCAUACACAGAUUAGGAAAGUUAAGAUUGGUGUAAAGAAGGCACACAUCAUGGAAGUCCAAUUGAACGGUGGCACCGUAGCCCAAAAAGUCGACUGGGCCAAGUCCCACUUUGAAAAGGAAGUAAAAGUAUCUUCGAUCUUCUCCCAAGACGAAAUGAUUGACAUUAUCGGCGUCACCCACGGUAAAGGUUUCGAAGGUGUCACUCAUCGUUGGGGCACCAAGAAACUCCCACGUAAAACCCAUAAAGGUCUCCGUAAAGUAGCUUGUAUUGGUGCAUGGCAUCCAUCUCGUGUCCAACGAGCAGUGCCCCGUGCAGGUCAAGAUGGAUUCCAUCAUCGUACUGAAAUCAACAAGAAGAUUUACCGUGUUGGUGCUACUGGUGAUGUAAAGAAUGGAGCUACGGAAUAUGAUUUGACUGAAAAGAGUAUUACUCCUUUGGGUGGAUUCCCUCGAUUUGGUAUUGUCAAUGAGGACUUUAUUAUGGUUAAGGGGUCGACUGUUGGUGUCAAGAAGCGUGUCUUGACUUUGAGAAAGUCGUUGUUGACUCAUACCAAGAGGUCUGCUUUGGAGAAAAUUGACUUGAAGUUCAUUGACACAUCAUCCAAGUUUGGUCACGGUCGCUUCCAAACUGCUGCUGAGAAAAAGAGUCAUUACGGAACCAUGAAGAAGGAUUUAGAAAAGUAG